UAUGUUGCGACAGUUUACAGGGAAACUUAGUGACGCUAUGUUGUACAAGGUUCGAAUGGCUCUUUCUCUUGCCCUUUUGACCAGUACCCUUGAGUGAUAGUGCCAGAAAUGAUGAUUAUAAUUCCCGUUAAUGUCGCGAGUGUUGAUCUGUUCAGUGGAAAGAAACGGGCGAGUGUUCUUUGACGUGGAUAGAGCAUAUCGAUGAGGAAAUACAUAUUUUCCAGCCAUCGGCUCGGAGUUCGUAUAGAGAGAUCCCGCCUAGAAGGGUAUGAGUAUUGCAACCGCCAUAUUCUGGAGGACAAGGGAGCCCCCUUCCGACAAUGCAAUUACAUUUUCACCAGUACGGGCAAGCGCUGCCUCCGCCCUGCACCGACCACAGAUAGGAAGGAAGGGAAAUGCACGUCCAGCAGGUACUGCAGUGAGCACUCCCGCAAAUCACUGAUGGUGCGGCAGCGAGCGGCUCGGAAGGUCCAGCCCCGUGAGACCCCCGAGACUUUGCUUGCCCAGCUGGCCCACCAUCAGAUGGACACACACACGGCAGGGCAAAAUGCAAUUCCAGAUCCUGCAAGUGUUCCAGGCAUAGCAUCGGCUGCUCUUGAAUAUGCCAGUGACACAGACAGUGAGGGGGAGUUCUCCUCGCUCCCCCCUGACUCACUUCCCAGACGUGAGGCUGACAGUGAAUUGGACUCUGCCGACUCCGAUGCUGACCCCCUGGAGCACGCCCAGGUGUUCACAACAGAGGAGAUCACUAGGAUUUAUCUAGAGAAGCUUCAGAGAUUAAAGGCAAUGUACAUUGGAGAAUACAAAAGGCUUACUCACAUCCUGAGGGAGAGCAGACGUAAAUACUUGCAAGCAGGACGUGCAGAGAAGGAGUCAAUGGCCAGUAUUCAUGCCCAGCCAAAGGGAACGCCAGAGGAGAGAGCAGCAUACAACCAGCUGAAGGCAAUGGUCAGGUACCAUCGCCAUCUGGGAACACACGCGCUUUUGUACCGGCAACAGUAUGAAAGGCGCUUGCAGGUGACAGAAGGUGUAAACUAUAAACCUGGACCAAGUGUAGGCUGUGUGAAGUGCAUCUACAGUGAGGGCUCUUGGCGAUGUGGGGAGAAGUCGAUACCUCUCUCAAAAUACUGCGCCAAGCAUAUCUUACAUGACCCAAACCAAGUGCUCUUUGGGGCGUGUGGUGUCAGCAGGUAUGGUGACGAUGGCUGUUCCAUGCCUGUGAUCUCAACCCCCCACACCACAACCUGCAUCUACCACACGCCCAUACCUGACCCCCUGCCGGUGAGUGUUCCCCCAGUGGAGGACAUGGACGCGACUGGCCUAGGGGGUGCCUAUUCAGUGACGGAUGAGUCCCUGAACCCAAGUGAUGCCAACAGCCACCUGGCAACCCCGGGACCCCAGCAGAUCAUCGACUUGUCGGAGAGCCACAGCUUCAUUGUCACUGAGGUACCUCCGGAGAAUGUGAUGGAGGGGGAUGGGGAGGAGACUGAGAUAUCCGUGCCGGCUGGAACAAAGACAUAGAUGUGUAUAUGUGUAUAUUUAUUUCCUGUUUUUUGUUUUUUGUUUCUACAGGCAUUAUUAUUUUGAUAUAUUACUGUUUUAUUUAAUUUCUCUAUUAUUAUUUUUGUAAUGGUAUAUGCUUAUGAAGGAAGAAGAAAGCUUUAAUUUGGAUUUUUUUUUAUAAGUUCCCUUUUGGGGAUUUUUUCUCUGGAUUUCUUGAUUUGUUUUGUAAAGAAAAUUUAUUUUAUUUAAGACAAUAUUGUUCUGUCGGAUAAAACUGAUGGUAAUGAUGUAUAUAAGUGAUGUAGGAAUAAGUUAUUGAUUUCCAGUUUCAUACUGAUAUUAAAAAAAAAAAACUUGUUUAA
Penaeus chinensis is the source of this 1865-nucleotide messenger RNA. It is a transcript of the gene dgt1, whose product is annotated as KAT8 regulatory NSL complex subunit 2-like. The record is from RefSeq and is a predicted model, not a curated record. Gene Ontology annotation, cellular component: NSL complex. NCBI's taxonomy places the organism in Eukaryota, Metazoa, Arthropoda, Malacostraca, Decapoda, Penaeidae.